Messenger RNA from Zingiber officinale, 1092 nucleotides. Its product is annotated as protein PYRICULARIA ORYZAE RESISTANCE 21-like. Gene Ontology annotation, molecular function: metal ion binding. The record is from RefSeq and is a predicted model, not a curated record. The transcript is spliced from 3 exons. Gene Ontology annotation, biological process: regulation of defense response to fungus. NCBI's taxonomy places the organism in Eukaryota, Viridiplantae, Streptophyta, Magnoliopsida, Zingiberales, Zingiberaceae. Bases 180 to 938 code for a protein of 252 amino acids.
CCGUCGAGUAUAUCUACAAAGCUCCAACGUUAUGGUUCAUGGCCACUGAUUUAGCUCCAACUAGGAUAAGAGAGAUAAUUAAGAUAAGACUAUAAUUACAAGAAACAAAAUAAAAUUAUGGCUAUAAAAGAGAGACCCAUUGCCCAUCCUCUUUCAGGCCUACCGGAUUCAGUCUUGAGAUGGCUGAGAAGGAGAAGGAGAAGAAGGAGGAGAAGAAAGGCCCAAAGGUGGUCACGGUUAUCAUAAAGGUUGAUCUUGGAUGCCGAUGCUGCGCCAAGAAGAUAAAGAGCACUCUGUGCAAGCUCCAGAAGCGAUUCAAGAUCAGUUCCAUCGGGUUCGAUGAGGAGAAGAACACUGUGACGGUCUCCGGCCCCUUCGACCCCAACGCCUUCAUAAAGCAGCUCUGCUGCAUGGCCUACAAGGUGAUCAAAGACGUCUCUAUCAAACCGGACCCACCGCCCAAGCCGCCUCCUGUGCUGCCGCCUCCUGCGCCGCCGCCAGCACCAUGCCCGCCGCUGUGUCUGCCUCUGUGCCUGCCGCCGUGUCCGCCGUCCAAGCGCUGCUGUAACUGCCAGUGUCGGCCGCCGUGUCCGCCGACCAAGCCCUGCUGUAACUGCCAGUGUCGGCCGCCGUGUCCGCCGACCAAGCCCUGCUGUAACUGCCAGUGUCCGCCGAUCAAGCCGUGUCCGCCUCCGUGUCCGCCGACCAAGCCCUGCUGUAACUGCCAGUGUCCUCCGACCAAGCCGUGUCUGCAGCCGUGUCCGCCGACCAAGCCCUGCUCUGACUGCCAGUGUCCGCCGCCGUGUCCGCCGAUUAGGCCGCCAGAGUGGCCGCCGAUUUGGCCGCCAACGUGGCCGCCACACAUAUGUAAUACCGACUGUCCAUGCUUCAAAAUCGUGUGCGAGUCCGAGCCUGCCCCCGUCUGCUCCAUCAUGUAGUUCAAUUCUCUUAUAACUUCGCGCAUAAAUAAUUCACUGAGCAGAUCUUGAGGUUGAGGAACGUCAACCUCGGAACGCAAUAAUGUACGCAAACUUAAUUUACCUUCAAUCGAGUUGCUUGUCUAUCUAGAAAUAUACAGUCUACUUCUCUUUA